Messenger RNA from Pogona vitticeps (central bearded dragon), 5240 nucleotides. The record is from RefSeq and is a predicted model, not a curated record. Lineage: Eukaryota; Metazoa; Chordata; Lepidosauria; Squamata; Agamidae.
AGGGAGGAGCGGGCGAGCGGGCGGCUCCCCGAAAACCCCAGAGGGAAGGAAGGCGCUGGUGCGUUUUUUCGUCAGCAACAGCCAAUUCCACGCAGCGGCCAGCGAGCGGCGCCAGAUUUCGAGAAUUGACGCGGAGCCCGCGAGGAACGCGCACAUCCCUAGCCCGAGACUUGCACAGGCACAUACGGGCACGCAUACAAAAACCACACACACACACACACACGAAAGCGGGCUGGGCGAAGCCGCUUGAGCUGGGCUCUCGGUGUUUCUUCCUGACCCCCAAACCAAGGGGUGGGCAACGGCGGCGGCGGCAGCAGCAGCAGCGAGGCUGAAGAUGCCCAGGAUAUUGGCCCUAGUUGUUUGGUGUUUUCUGCAAGUGGAAGGCAGACAUCCAGAAAUCGCCGCGGGUAGCAGCAGCAGCAGCAGCAAUGCCAAUUUCCUAGACAAUGACAAAUGGCUGAGCACUGUUUCCCAAUAUGACAAAGAUAAAUACUGGAACAAGUUCAGAGAUGAAGUUGAGGAUGAUUAUUUCAGAAACUGGAAUCCCAACAAGCCUUUUGAUCAAGCUCUUGAUCCAUCCAAAGACCCAUGUUUGAAGGUAAAGUGCAGCCCACAUAAAGUCUGUGUCACUCACGACUACGAGACAGCCAUUUGUGUAAGCCGCAAACAGCUGGCGCACAGCCUUCGACAAAAGAAAGGGAAUCUUCCUCAGAGACACUGGAUGGGACCUGCUCAUUUAGUAAAAUGCAAGCCGUGCCCUCCGACGCAUUCCAGCCCCAUCUGUGGCUCCGAUGGGCAUACUUACACAACCAAGUGCAAAUUGGAGUUUCAUGCCUGCACAUCUGGCAAAAACAUUGGAGCUCGUUGUGAAGGGCCCUGCCCAUGCCUUCCAGGACAAGAAAGUUCAAAACACAAGAUGGAGAAGCCUGCUUGCACGGACAAGGAGCUGAGGAGCCUCGCAUCCCGUCUAAAAGAUUGGUUUGGCGCUCUUCACGAAGAUGCAAAUCGUGUAAUCAAGCCAACCAGCUCUGAUUCAGCACAAGGCAGAUUUGACACGAGCAUAUUACCAAUCUGUAAGGAUUCACUGGGCUGGAUGUUCAACAAACUGGACAUGAACUAUGACCUUCUGCUUGAUCACUCAGAGAUCAAUGCCAUUUAUCUUGAUAAGUAUGAGCCAUGCAUUAAGCCACUCUUCAACUCCUGUGACUCCUUCAAAGAUGGGAAGCUUUCAAACAAUGAAUGGUGCUAUUGUUUUCAGAAACCUGGAGGUCUCCCUUGCCAGAAUGAGAUGAACAGAAUUCAAAAGCUGGGCAAGGUGAAGAACCUGAUGGGUGCUUUCAUUCCACGAUGCAAUGAAGAAGGCUAUUACAAAGCAACUCAGUGUCAUGGCAGUACCGGCCAGUGCUGGUGUGUUGAUAAGUAUGGAAACGAGCUAGCUGGCUCAAGGAAGCAAGGGACUGUUAACUGUGAGGAAGAACAAGAAACAUCGGGGGAUUUCGGUAGUGGUGGAUCAGUCAUUUUAUUGGAUGAUCUGGAAGAGGAACAUGAAGCAGCGAAAAAGGAAAAGGAAGGAAAACAGAAGAUCCAUGUAAGAGCAGCUAAUGAUGACGAUGAAGAUGAAGAUGACGAUAAGGAUGAUGAAAUUGGCUAUAUAUGGUAGUUCCCAUAGCUCUAAGGACUCAUGUUUUGCACAGUAUCACAGGUCAUUUCCUAUCUCCGCCAUGGUAACUGAAGCAUCCAGCAUAACACAUGAAGUUCUGCCUAAAACCCUACGGGGGCCAUUCCCAUAGACACAGUGAUUCCCUGCUCCUCAUUGGGCUUCCUUUUCACUUUGCUGCUGGGCAUAACUCCAUAAGCACAAUGGAGAUGAGCAUGGAGUUCAUGCAGAUGAACUGGGAAAGCCUUGCAUAUGUAGAAACUCACUGUACGGGUGAGAUGGCUUGUGUGUGGACACACACACAUGCACAUAAACACACACAUUAUACAUACAUACAUAAAUUGGAGCUCCCAUGCCCAGCAAAUUGCUGAAUGGGAACAAUUGUCUCUCUGGUUGAUUUAAUUUUCUACACUGUGUUUAAUUUAGAAGACAGCUUUCACUCUCAGCUAGCUACUGUUUUCAGUAGCUGCAAAAAAAACUUCCUUCUUUACUGGCAGGGUGGCAUAUUUUAUUAAGUCAGACUUCUGUAGUUUAAUCUGUUCGUAAAGUCUGUAAUUUUAAAUGGAAUACAAAACACAGCAGGGGGGGGGGGUCAGUAAAUCUGGGCAACAUUUCCAGACUCUUCUUCUCUUAUCAGUGCCGAACAUUUCAGCUAACUGAUUAUUUUUUUUUUAAUUGUGCCAUUUGUUAAUAGUUACUACUUUGUUUUCCUCCUGGAAUUGUUAAAAGCAGGUGGUGGUUUUGUCUGGCCAUCUGGAACUUGUUGUAAAAGAUCAAAUCACCUUAGCUUCUUCUGCUUUGGCUUUAAGUCGGCAUUUUCCUGCUUAGCUCCUCCUCACUCUCUUUUGAGAAUAGUUGGCAGAGACAUAAUUUAAGCAGAACUCUGUCAAAGUUCUCCUCACUGCACAAGACAGAGUGUAGGACAAGAGCACAGCCGACCUCUUCUGCCACAGACCAGUAUCAAUUUGGUUUAAGUCAGUCAAUACAAUCUUGAUUUUAAAAAAUGUUGAUUACACUCUGUACAUGCAUGCAAACCCACCUAAACUUUAAGAAGAGUGGCUUUUCAAGACAUGAGAAGGAGGAAAACUUCAUAAUUGUGUUUCUCCAUUUCUUUUUUACUCUGCAAUUACUGUGACGGCUUGCAAGUCUGAGAUUUUGCUUUGAUCAUGUUUGCACUAAUGCUAUGCAAGAUGCUUCUGCUUCCUGAAUAGCAUACCGCUAGAUUUGCUGAAAAUGCUUUUUCUUCAUUUACUCUAAAUGAUUUCCCAUUUGGAAGCACUGAAGCUGUCAGAGGCACUAACCAUCAAAAGUAAUAAGCUGUCUUUCCUUUAUUUUAAAUUGUUAAUAUUUAUUUGCUCUAUUUUAAAAGAAAAGCAUCCUUAGGCAGUUGUGCCCAUAGUUCAUAUCACUUCUGGUUAAUAUAACAUGCUGAUAGUUACACUUAUGAACCAGAAGCACAUGAUUAAAACUAUUCCAUAAGCUUCUCACAGAUGGUUGUAUCUCCAUAGCAGCAUUUCAUUGUUCUUCAUUUCUAGCAGGGUGGAAAAAAGAAUGUGUCACUGCAGAGCUUUUUUCCCCCCACAUAAGGACAAAACAUGAUGAACAUGUAUGAAGAAUUCGGAGAGAAAAUAUAUUCAUAACAAGCCCAUUUUUCCUCAUUAAAUUCAAGGGCAUAACUGCAAAGAGGUCUUAAAUUCUGGAGACACUAAGGCCAUACCUGUUUUUCCCUAUCAGGGCAAAUUUAGUGAUGUUAUACCAGAAAUGAACAUGGCCUGUACACUUUAAAGAAAGCUUAUAUUUCUGUGAGAAAGUGCUACUUUUUUAGUGUGAAUUUCUGUACAGUUUUCAGGCAACUGCACAGUGGUGUCCACCCCCAGAUUGUUGUUGCUGUGUGUAAUACUUAGCUUGUUUAUGCCUUUUGCUUCUGGUGUGAUAAAGGCUGGGGUUGCUUUUUUAACAAAUGUGUCACAGACGGUCUGGUUGCAUUAAUGAACCCGUUAAACAGUAAUGCCAUGAUCUUAAUACAUAUUGCAUUUUGCCUAUUUCUGUUUCUUUAGAUAGUCCCAGGAAGAUUUAAUUGGCCUUGUGAAGUUGUAAUAAGCUCUUGCUGAGAAGGUGCCUCCUAGCUACAACCUUCGCCUAUCUCUCAGAAACAAUGGGUUCCAAUUAUCAAAUGGGCAAAACUGUCCUUUGACUUGUUAAGGACCAAUCCGGGCCACAGUCCACAAACUUACAUAUUCUUUAUCUAAAAACUGAAGUAAAUCUGUGGUACAGCUUUGCCCUUUUCAUUUGUUUUACUCAGAGAGAUGCAAACUGUGAUUUGUGAUGGUACACGUAGGGCGGCAUCCUGUUGCCUAAAGGCAGAGAGGAAGGGAAAUUGCAUAGCCCCGCCCCACCCAUCUUUGUGGCAGGCUUGACACUGUGUGAGUAGUUGUAUGUCCAGUGCAAGAAUGGGCACAGAAUGGGUAGCUUACCAGAGCAGUUAGGGGUCACUUGUAUGAGGUCUCUUCUACUCCAUGUUUUGAACAGAGGAUACUAGCCUUAAUAUUUUAUUCAUUUCAUUUAACAAGGGAUCCAACAAAGCAUUUUGCCCUAAUUGUCACUUCCUCUCUAUUCCAACUCUUGGGGCAAGAAAUGGAAAUGGAGGUUUGCACUGGGCCUCCAUGCCAAAAGGGAUAUGGGCAGCCAUGCAAGAGGGGGUUGAGGGUACUCUGCCUUUUCGCCAACUCUACCCAUCUCCCAGUAAAGCCAUACAUCUGCAGCACACUAAGGGAACAGCUGCUGGCAUAGCAAGGGGGGUGCUGGAUGAUAUCUUAACACAAGCAUAGAGGUCACCCCAGUCCUCCAGCAUGACAUAGUAUGAGGCAUUUCAGAGAAUCAGGCCAUCACAUUGUUACUGACCUAUCUCAAAGGCUCAUAUUUCAAAGUAAGGUAUUUAAUGUUAGUGGGGACAAUUCGAUCAAUGAAAUUAAGGCUUCCAAACAAAAGUGAUUUUAGAUCACAAAGUAUUUUUAGUGAAAACGUUUGGGUGGUUUGCACCAUUCACUGCAUUUGGUAUUUCACUGGACAGCUACUGAGCAGAAAUCACAUAAUGGUAAAUAAGAAACUGCAACAGUGAGGUCAGUAUUGCCAUAUGAACUGAUACCAUAAUAUCAUAAAACCUGGAAAAGUCAAGUUCACUCUGGAUGCAAAUAGGGAUGCUGUUGUCUGUUACGUAUUUAUGGGAUGCUUUUUGUUACCCUUUGUUCACAAUCUCUUUCUCUCUCAGACACACACACACGUAUAUUUUAUUGUAUCAGCUGAUGCUCUCUGGAUUGUGUACAUAUGUGUGUAUGUGAAUAUUUCAAGCACAUCCAGAAGGCCCAGUUGAACAGCAUUAUUCCCAUGGAGCUGGCAACCAAAUUAUACUGAAGUGAAGUCAGUGACACUUAACGUAGCAGUGACUAGCCUGUCCCAUUGAUUUCUUCAGGAUGUAACAAGCCUGAUUGAUCAUAAGAUUACAACCCCAAAUGAAGUCAGAAGCACAUUUUCUAUUGUUUCUGCAGCACCAAAGCUCUGCCUUAGUGCAAAAUUCAAGACAGGG